AUGAAGUGCAUCGUGGCUGUUGUUAUUGUGACCCUAGUGACCGGAGCCGCCGCCGAGGCCUCCGUGCGGACAUGUGAACCUAUUAAAGUGGCGAUGUGUAAGAACAUUGGAUACAAUCAGACCGGCAUGCCCAACCUGGCGCGGCAUACCCUGCAGGCGGACGCCGACGUGACGCUGCAGACCUUCAGCCCACUCGUGCAGUACGGGUGCUCCUCUCAGUUGCAUCUGUUCCUCUGCUCGGUGUACGUGCCGAUGUGUACCGACAAAGUGGCGCUGCCCAUCGGGCCCUGCAGAGGACUUUGCGAGAGUGUGUACACCAGAUGUUACCCUGUACUCCAUGGCUUCGGCUUCCUUUGGCCACCUGAGUUGGAUUGUUCUUUAUUCCCUGCUGAGAAUAAUCACGAACACAUGUGCAUGGAAGGACCGGGAGAACGUGCACCACCAAUUGGCACUGUUUCUAUGGAUAUGGGUAAUUCAGGCGGCCGAGGAGCUUGUCGAAGACUUAUAAAACCUAAGAAUUGGGUGUGGGUCCGAGGAUCAGCCCGUUGCGCACAGUUCUGUGAUGCAGAAGUACUAUGGGAUGGUGGAGAAAGAAAAGCAGCAGAAGUUUGGUUAGCUACGUGGGCAGCUUUAAGCUUCGCUUGUACCCUGGCUGCUGUGGGAGCUCAGCUAGCGUGUGGGGAUCGUGGUGGGGCCGGGGAGCGCGCGCUGGUGCUGGUGGCGCUGUGCCGCUGCGCCGCGGCCGCGGGCUGGGGCGUGCGCGCCGCGGCUGGCAGGGCGGCUGCCGGCUGUGCCAAGGACUCCACCUCCCCCACGCGCAUGUUACUGGCACACGAUGGAUUAGCUAACCCUAAUUGUGCUGUUGUCUUCCUCCUGCUGUAUUACUUCGGUCUCGCUGCAUCUGUUUGGUGGGUUGUAGUAGCAGGCGCCUGGCGAGCCAGCGUGUUACGUCCUCCAGCGCCAACCACUGCAGCUUCUCGCACCAACCGUCACUCGUCUCUGCUGCAGCUGGCCGCGUGGGGAGUGCCCGCUGCGUUAGCUGCUGCAGUACUGGUGACUAGGGAUGUAGACGCUGAUGAGCUUACUGGAACGUGCUUCGUAGGUAACCAAUCCAGUAAGUCUUUACUGGCCCUGGUUAUUAUUCCUGAAGCUAUCUGCUUGCUGCUUGGGUGCGUGUUCCUGUCUUCAGGCUUUCGUGCAGUUCUCCGUCGACCAGCACCUGUGCCGGCUCCAUCUGUGCUACUGAACUCGCCGCCACAACCACAUCAAGACCAAAGCGUCCUAAGACUAGGAGCGUUUGCAGCACUAUAUGCUGUGCCAUCAGCAUGCAUACUCGCUACUUGGGUAUAUGAGUACGCAUGGAGAGACGAGUGGCUUGCUGCUCCAGUGCCUUCAUCAGAACCUUCAACACAUUCAAAACCGGCAUUCUGGGUGUUUUUGUUCAGAAUAUUUGCCACCCAGGUCCUUGGUGUCAUGGUAGCUGUGUGGAUCGCCACUCCAAGUCUAAAAGCUUUAUGGAGAAGAAUUGCUGGGCCGAGGAAGCAGCCGCCGCUGGCGAAGUGCCCUCCGGGUCCACCGCCCACUCCACUGACGCUGCACUGUUACGCGACACACUCGCACACUCUAACAAGGCAUCCGCACAAAUAUGCAACGUACAGACCACCACAAACACAUUCGUACAGAAAACCGAGGCACUACCACUACUCAGCCGGUGAGACAAUACUUUGA
Messenger RNA from Spodoptera littoralis (African cotton leafworm), 1728 nucleotides. The record is from the annotation of a GenBank genome assembly. Lineage: Eukaryota; Metazoa; Arthropoda; Insecta; Lepidoptera; Noctuidae.